Messenger RNA from Sphenostylis stenocarpa, 306 nucleotides. The record is from the annotation of a GenBank genome assembly. NCBI's taxonomy places the organism in Eukaryota, Viridiplantae, Streptophyta, Magnoliopsida, Fabales, Fabaceae.
AUGGAUGAAGGGGAGAAGAGUAAGAAGAAGAGAGUUAACGAGAAGAAGAGAGAGAGGUCGCAGAACCAGAAGCUGAAACUGGAUCAGGAGGGCCCCACCAAGGACGAGGUCGACCACUUCUUCACCGUCCUCCGAAGGAUCAAGCUCGCCCUCCAUAACUUUCACAGCCAACCAAACGCGGCUAACCACUGGAGGGAGGCUCUCGAAGGAACCCACGUCGCUCUCCACCACCAACGCCUCCGAUGUCCCGUCACCGGAGAUCAUUUUGACCUCAACGCCGCCCCUUCUGAGUCCGCAGACGCAUAG